Saccostrea cuccullata (small rock oyster) is the source of this 1960-nucleotide messenger RNA. RefSeq lists its product as uncharacterized. Lineage: Eukaryota; Metazoa; Mollusca; Bivalvia; Ostreida; Ostreidae. Gene Ontology annotation, cellular component: cytoplasm. The transcript has 15 exons. Gene Ontology annotation, molecular function: metal ion binding; ubiquitin-protein transferase activity. The record is from RefSeq and is a predicted model, not a curated record. The coding region runs from base 47 to 1867 and encodes 606 amino acids. Gene Ontology annotation, biological process: protein ubiquitination.
UCGAAAAUUCAACCUUUUAUCAGUUUUUAAUUUUUUUUCAGAAGACAUGGAAAUCAGCAUCAGAAAUCGAUGGAUGAGCCGACUUCAUGAAGAAUCUAAUAACAACAGUAGGAGUUUAUAUAAAAAUGGCUGCCCAUAUGGUACCUACGUCACUACCGUCUUUCUGCUUGAUACCUCGGCUAGCAUGGCGGGAGAGGGUCUGGAACAAAUGAAAACGGCAUUCAAGGAUAUCAUUAACGAGUUUUCUAAGCAUCCAUCAAUAACAGAAAAUGUGUCUGUGAUAACUUUUGGAGAUGACGUGAAGAUUCUUAAGUACUAUUCCAAAGAUUACAAAUCUAUAUCCAGAUGUGUAGAUAGCAUAGAAUGUGGAGGCGAUAGCAAAUUAGAAGCAGGACUUAUCAUGUGUUUGUCAGGUAUACAAACAGUUCCUUACUCAAACAUUGGAUCAUUUCACGUGAGAACAAGAAUAGUCGUUAUCACCGAUGGUAAACCGACAGAUCUCUGUGACGAAAACGGUCACGAGAUUUACCAAUCACGUGGUUAUGAUGAGGUUAGCGAUGCAGUUAUCAAUAUAGCGAAACAACUAGGAAGAGGUAACCCCAUCUUCUGUAUUCCAGUUGGAACAGAUCCGGACAUUUGUUUCUUGGGAACGAUGGUUUUGGCAUCAGAUGGAGGAAAGAUAAUUCCUUUCACCGAGGCUGAACAGUUUGGUAGAUAUGCAGUUAACAUGGACUUAGCAUCGAAAGUUUUAAAUAGAAUUCCGGAAGAAGAUCAGUUUUCAAGAGAAACUAUUAAAUCUGAAAUUCGUCGAAUCAAAAUAGUUUCUGAAAAAGAUUUGGAUGACGUCUGUGAAAUAAUUGAGAACAGAGAUGCCUACAAAUCAGGUUUGGCAUUGAUGGAAGAAAGAGAGAUCGAAGUGGAAAAGGAAUAUGAAGAAAGGGAUGCGAAAAUGCCAUGUGUAGGUACACGUGUACGCCGGGGUCCCGAUUGGAAAUGGAAGAACCAAGACGGACACGGAAUCGGAACUGUUGUAGGACACUCAAAGAGAGUUGGUUGGAUAAACGUUGAAUGGGACACUGGGCUGCAUUUGCCCUAUAGAUAUGGAAACAAUGGUCUGCAGACUGCAUAUGAUAUUGAACCCUGUAAUGAACCCAGGAUACUCGAAGACCAUCCUAUCGCAGUUGGGUGUCUUGUUAAAAGAGGUCAGGACUGGAAAUGGGAUGAUCAAGAUGGAGGCAAAGGGAACGUUGGAACUGUGUAUCGUUUGAAAACACCAACAGAGAUUUACGUUAGAUGGCCCAAUGGAAACAAGAGUAAUUACAGAUAUGGAUAUAAAAACAAAUUUGAUGUAGAGUUAUGUGACCCAUUUGAUCCCAGCAUAAAAGAAAUGUUAAGAAAACGCUCACUUGACGCCAAAGCAACCGGACCUUAUGCCACCAGGGAAAAAUCAACAAGACAUGAUGAGGCGAGGUUUGUCAGUGAGUCUGUGUACUCAUACAACGACUCCAGUUCCCAGGGGAAUUUUUCAAGCAUCGUAGAAUCAAUUCCCAUGACGAGUGAGGACAAUAUGAGUAACACUUCACUAGUGAAUAAGAAAAAGAGGCGGUAUUUUAGGAAUACUAGUGACCUUUCUACGUGUAAGAGGUGGCAAUGGAGAAGUGAAGACGGGAAGUGGAAUGAUUUUCCAAAAGAAGCAAAUGAGAUCAUCGACAAAAAUUAUACAAAUGCUUUUGGGACAAGUGUAGUUGUUCGUCUAAAUGGUCAAUUAUGCCGAGUCCAUUUUCAGAAGAAAAGAAUGGUGAAUACAAUAACAAAAGAAGCUACUGAUAUAAGAGUACGAGAAAGUCAUGAUUAUAAUCAAAAGUGAUACGCUGAUUAACCAACACAGUCUGACUUUACCAAUGUCUUUCAUAAACUCCUGAAAAUUUUAAAAUUGACAAUUUUUUUCUAAUUUUGUCUA